Molecule: messenger RNA, 3725 nt
Organism: Bacillus rossius redtenbacheri
Lineage: Eukaryota; Metazoa; Arthropoda; Insecta; Phasmatodea; Bacillidae
Exons: 7
Coding region: 289-1188 (299 amino acids)
Source: RefSeq, a predicted model, not a curated record
ACAGUGCGUGUCCGACCGUUGGCGCGACCGGAUCUCUCGGCGGAGGGAGGCUGCCGCGUCGCCCGCCCGCUCGCCAGCGCACGCUCCGUUCCGUUACUUCACUCGCGCGCAGGGGUUGGCAUGAGGCGCUCGUGCGGGUAAGCCUGGCCUCCUUGUCGCGUGUCGUGCAGUGCGCGAUACUCUCGUUCAUGUGUGGCGGCGCCGGCGCGGGUCGCUCCUGAAACUCUGCUACAGUUCGUCAACUUAUCAUUUUUUUUCCCCUUCUCAUAUUUUUUUUUUUUUUCCAAAAUGCGCAAACAUGUGGAUGCGCUCUGUUUCUUCACGUUUGCCGCGGUCAUCGCAACCUUUCCCCUUAGAGGCGCGGCGGCGGUGAAGCUGACGGCCGUGAGCUUCCCGGACGCGAUCCGCAACGGCUCGGUGGCGGACGUGGUGCUGGACUGCGAGUACUCGGUGGACGAACAGGACCGCCAGCCGGGCAAGCUGCCCGUCGUCAAGUGGUUCUUCAACGGCGACCCGCAGCCCGUGUACCAGUGGAUCCCGCCCGACCAGCGGCCGCAGGACCUGGGCGUGCUCAAAGGUCGCCUGAACCUGGGCUACCGCGCCACGCGCGACCGCAGCACCAUGCACCGCGCGCUGCAGAUCCUCAACCCCACCACCGAGCUGUCCGGCGAGUACAUGUGCCAGAUAUCCACCUUCGACGACGAGCAGACGCUCGCCAAGAAGAUGAUCAUCUUCGAACCAGAAAAGACCUUCGAAAUCAUGUCCAUCAAGGAGAAUGAUAACAGUGCAGUGAAUAUCACCUGUAUUGCCGAGGGGGUGUUCCCACAGCCACAGUUGACAAUCACUUCUGAUAUUGGGGAAAUGGAGCAGGAGGUGUUCAAAGUGAUGCGAGACGGGGCGUUCGACGUCGCGACGUCGGUUCUGCUGGACGACGACCUCCUGCCGUCGCCCACGCAGUUCGACUGCGAGCUGCAGAUACCAGAAGCCAACUACACCAAGAAGACUGGCCUGCUGUACCACCCUGGGCCCCCCACUACCACCACCUCGCCCGAGCCGCCCGGUGCCAGCACAGACUCUGUGCCGGACGCUAACCUCAGCUCCGUCGCCAACGGCGCGCCUCCCCGAAGCAGCUCCCAACAUGCGUGGCUGGUCCUGAUGGCGGCAUGCCUGCUGUGCUACAGGUUAUGAACCACAGGCUGAGUGGUUGGAGUCCGAGGUUGCUGGCCAAUGCGCGCCGUGCCCGCCCGGGCCGUGGCCAACCACAGGCGCGCUCCUCCGCGUGACGUCACCGCGGCCGCGACCAAUGCGGGAGCGGGACUUGCACAGCGCGCUCCGCCCGCAAAACUCGAUUUGUCGAGGGGGAGGGAACCUAGUGGCAUGACAAUAUUUUCGCACACUAUGAGAUUCAUAUGAUGUACUAAUCUAAAAGUGUUAGAUGUAAUGUUUCAGUGAGUCUUGUGAGGGGGAUAAAAAGAGGAAUUAAAGUUAAGCAAAUAAUAUCAGGUUGUGCUUUUAUAGUUUUAACUAUGUUACUAGUCUCACAAAUUAUGUUAAAGUCAUUUAAAUGGUUAUAUGAAUAUAGAUAGUAAGGAAAGUUUAACAUCAGUCAAAAAAUACCAUUACUUAUUUUUUAAAAGGCGUAUGAUUCUCUAAUAAAAUGUUAUGUAUUUAAAAAAAUUACAACUGGUAACGCAAAUUAGGCAAUAUAUAUUUUUAAGGAAAAUUUUAAUUAAUUAUAAAAUUAUGUUUUUAAAUAAAAAAUUAAUAAUUUAGUUUUAUCUAACAAAUUUUUGAACGAUGUUCCAUAGAAAUGCAUAUGGUGUUAUUUUCUUCAUCUUCUUUCAAAAAUGUUUAUUAUCUCCCACAUAAGCUUACAGUGUUAGGAAUCAAGAUGUCAUUUGUAGUUCUCUCAAGUAAUGGUAUAAACCAAAGAAAAACUUUCCUUCUUACCAAAUACUUGUAAUAUAAUUAUUUUUAUGUAGUAACGAUUGUUGCUUCAAUGUAAAUUUCUGUGAAAUAAAACACUGUAUAAUUUGUUCAAAAGAUGAAUAUAUGGAAUGAAUUAAGACGUUUAAUGUGUGUGAUUAUAGAAUGAGAAAGUUAACAAUACUUUAUCGUGUAUCAUUGUAACUUAAUUUAUUUAUAUCAAGGCUUCUACAAGAAAAAUGAAUUAAGCAAAUAAGAAUGUUGAAAAAAUAUUAAUUAUAUGCCUGUGAACUGAAGCGAAUCUUGUGGGUACAUUUUGUAAUUUUUCUGUGUAGAAAAUAUUAAAUCUGUUGAACAAAUUAUAAUAUAAUUGAUUUUUAACAGAGUUGUAAAAUUAAAUACUAAAAGAAAUUCGUCUUAAAAAAAUUAAAAAAAUAGUUGAAUUUAAAUAGUUAAUUUUUUUUUUGUGUUAAGUAUAAUUCUUUUGCGAUGAACAAACUAAUUUGUAAUUUUUUAAAAGUUUUAAAUAUUUCAGUAGUCAGUUAUAAUACUUUGUAGUCCAGUAAAUGCUUAAAGAAACGGGGCACAAAAUCAAUUUAAAUUUUUUACAAUAUUAUUUACAAAAAUAUAAUAUUUUUACAGUACAUAGUUAUAAGUUAGUCUUGAGUAGUAAUCCCUAUGUAAUUGCUGAAAAUAUACAUACAUAAAUAUAUCGAAUAAAGAUGUGCCUACAAGCUUCGCACGGACAAUGUUCUUUUAAAUAUGAAUUUUAUUGCAUGUCAAUGAGUUUACUAAUCUUAACAAACUGUGUAUUUUUAAGACUUGUAUAUACAACUGUCCGUUGAUUAAAGCUUGCAGUAAUAUUAAGAAUAUGAUGUCAACUUUAAAAGAGUGUAAUAAUUAUUUUCAGUUUAUGUAAAAUAUAUUUAUUGUAUUUUAUUUAUAUUUGCUAUAGUUACCAAAGAUUUGAAAAGCAAUGUUCAUAGAUAUAUUAAAAUUAAAAUUGCAGGUAUUUUUAGCCAAAAUAAUUUUAUUCUAGUCGAACUUGAUGACAAUAUAAUAACAUUAAAAACCUCUGAAACCAAUUUUAGUAGAAAUUACGCAAAAGUGCUUGUUAAAUAAAAUUUCAAGCAUAUAUUAAAACUUUUACAGUAAAAUUUGUUGCAAAAAGCCACAUGUUUACUUUAAAGCCCGCGAACACAAAAUAUGAUUAUUAAAGUAUUUCGAGUAUUUUUCAAAGCAUUUUUAACAAACAAUCUCGUUUUUUUAAUACUUAUUAAGGAUCUCUUAUUAAGGAUGUUUACAUUUCUAAAGGUAAUUAUAAAUAAAAGUUAAAAUAUCUAUUAUACUAUUUGUUACAAUGAUCGUCUUUGUAGGAAAAAGGGCAGCUAAAUGUAAACAUUAAUGUGAACAAGAAUUUCUUAUACACUCUUAAAUGAUGUAACUAAUAGAAUCUAAUGAGAUAGCUGUGAUAUUGUUAAUGUUUCAUGCAAGCUCCAGCCUGACAAUUUUUUUAAAAUUAUUUAGUUUGUAUUUGCUUAUAAAUUUUAUUUCACUUUAUAUGUAAAAGUUUUUUAUUUUACUAAAACUGUUUUUUUAUAAUUUAGGAGUAAAAUUUUUGGGAAAACAUGUGUGAUACUUUCAUGUGUUUCUUUGUCAAAAAAGGUUUCAGUUGUUAAGCGUGUAUUCUCAGAUCGUAUAAAUUCUUCCAAAGAUUACUAUAUUGCCUAUUGUAAACAUAAAGAUAAGAAAAAUGAUGGAAUGUAACACUUUAAAAAUGUGAAUAAAAGAUGAUUUUC